UUGUAAGCCUAGGAUUGGGGGCCGGCAGUGUGACCGCUGUGCUGCAGGUUAUUAUCGCUUCCCUGACUGUAUACCUUGUGACUGUAACCAAGGUGGUGUCACACCUGGCGUGUGCCACCCAGACACAGGGAGGUGUCUCUGCAAGAGAAAUGUUGCUGGCAUCAAGUGUGAUACCUGUCGGGAAGGUUCCUUCUAUUUUGACCCAUCCAGCCCUCACGGCUGUACCAGCUGCUUCUGCUUCGGAGCGACUGACCAGUGUCAGAGCUCCAGCAAACGCAGGGGGAAGUUUGUUGAGAUGCGGGUCUGGCGUUUGGAAAGCCCCGACCAGGAGCAUGUUCCCUCUGUGCUGAACACUGCCAGUAACACGGUGGUGGCAGACAUCCAGGAGCUUCCUCCUACAGUUCAAACUCUACACUGGGUGGCACCAUGGUCGUACCUGGGAGACAGGGUUUCAUCUUAUGGUGGUUUCCUCACCUACCAGUCCAAAUCCUUUGGUAUUCCCAGUGAGGGGAUGACUCUCAUGGACAGAACACCUGAUGUUGUGCUGAAUGGUCGGAAUAUGACCCUGAUCCACAUGGCUUCACAAGUCCCAUUUCCAGACAGGCUGUAUCAGGGCAGAGUCCAGCUCUUGGAGGGAAACUGGCGCCAUGCUGUCACAAACAGGCCUGUCUCCAGAGAGGAACUAAUGAUGGUCCUAGCCAGUUUGGUUGGCUUGAGGAUCCGAGCCUUGUAUUUUACUCAGACCCAGCGACUCAGCUUAGGGGAGGUGGGCCUGGAGGGGACGACUAGCACAGGGACUGGUGGUCCUGGAAACACUGUGGAAGAUUGUUCCUGCCCCCCUCAGUACACCGGAGAAUCCUGUGAGAAAUGUGCUCCUGGUUACUACAGAGAUGGCAGUGGGCCUUACCUGGGCCGCUGUGUGCCCUGUGAGUGCAACGGUCUGUCUGAUGAGUGUGAAGAAAGGACAGGGAGGUGCCUGAACUGUCAGUACAACACAGCUGGGGACAGAUGUGAACGCUGCAAAGAAGGUUACUAUGGGAACGCGGCUCAGAGGACAUGCAAAGUUUGCCCGUGCCCAUUCAGCGUGCUCACAAACAGUUUUGCAAUAGGUUGCCGAGAGGUGUUUGGAGACUUCCAGUGUAUAUGCAGAGCAGGCUACACUGGAGACAGGUGUGAGAGGUGUGCUCCUGGUUACUAUGGUCAUCCACUAAUAUCAGGAGGAAGUUGUCGGCCCUGUAAUUGCAAUGGCAAUGGUAACAACUGUGAUCCCACGACUGGAGUUUGCAAGAACACACUGGAGCCGGGCGACACAAACACAGAUGAGCACUGCCAAGAGUGCGACAGUUGUGCCCAGACUUUGCUAAACGAUCUGGAGAAGCUGGAUAAUGAGCUGGCAAGGAUCAAAGCUCAGCUAGACAACGCCAGUGCCAGUGCAUCCUCCCGGGACAGGCUGAAGAAGCUGGAGAAGGCCGUGUCAGACACCAAGAUUCUUGUCAACAAAUUCAACUCCGCCAUCAACACCCAAAGGUCCAGAGUCACCCAGCUGGAAGAGGACACAAUCACUCUCUCAGAUGACAUCAGCUCCCUCAAAGACAAGGCAGAUAAGAGGGCUGCUGAUGCUUACAAAGCAGUGGCAGAUGUUGGGAAAACCCACAAGAGGGCUAAAGAUCUGCACUCAGAGAUUCAAAACCUUCUCAAGAAAAUCCAAGCUCUGCUGGAACAACUGAAGGAGUCAGGCACCAGAGGUGAUACGGUGCCCAAUAAAAACCUGGCUAAAAUGCUAGAAGAUGCUCAGCGCAUGGUGAAGGAGAUGGAGAAUAGGAACUUCACCCCUCAGAAGACAGCUGCUGAGAAAGAAAGAGACAAUGCAGAGAAACUGCUAGACUACAUCAAGGCUAAUGUAAGUAUGCAGUGUGACCAGAAUGAGGCUGCAGCAGAGAAGAUUCGGGGCCUUCUGAAGGAUUACGAGGCCAAGCUGAAGGAACUGGACGAGGCUUUGAAGGAGGCGGUGGACUUUGUGAAAAAAGCCAACGCCCAGAACGGACUGAAUGCACAGGCACUGGCAGAUCUGCAGAAACGUAUUGAAGACUUAAAAAAUGAGCGGGAAACUGUUGAGGACCAAAUGGCCAUGGCAGAAGAUGAGCUGCAGAAAACAGAGGAUUUAGUGAAAAUGCUAUCCGACAGUAAAACGGAUUAUGAACAGCUGGCAGCACAACUGGAUGGUGCCAAGACUGACUUGACCACGAAGGUGAAUGAGAUUACCAAGGCAGCAGCCAAGAAGGACAUUGUGGAGGCUGCAGAGGAACAUGCUAAGAACCUUGACAAGCUGGCAAGGGAACUUGAGGAUGCUGUAAAGAAUGCAAGUGGACUGUCUGAGGUGCGUGGUGCCAAAGACGCUAUUGAUGCCUACAAGAACAUCACAGAUGCAAUUAAUGCUGCCGAGGCUGCAGCUAAUGAGGCCAAAGAUGCAGCGGACAACGCCUUGAACAAUGUAAAAAAACAGAAGCUGACACAAAGAGCAAAAGACCUGAAAGAGACUGGAGAUGACCUAAUGCAGAAUGCAAUGCAGGCACAGAAAGACCUCCAAGGCGCCACAGACAGCAUUACUGAUGUGAAGAAGCGCUUGGAGAACGCUGAAAAGAAGAAGAAAGCUCUUCAGAAAGACUUGCUUGAUGCUAAGAACAAAUUAAAUGGCAUCAAGAGAGAUGAUAUAAGUAAUAUGAUUGAUGAGGCCAAGAGGAAGGCAGCUGCAGCCAAUGGCUCAGCAAGCGACACUAUGGACAAACUGAAUGCCAUGAGAAAGGAAAUUGACCAGAUCAGUGUCACUCCUGGGAACUCCAACCUGAGCGGCGUGUUGGAUGAUUUGGACCAGUCAGUGAAGAACUUGUUGAAAACCAUCCCAUCUCUGAAUGAUAAGAUCUCAGAGGUAGAGAACCUGACCUCGGAGUUGUCCCCCAUUAGCAACAUAUCUGAGAACAUUAAGAAGAUCAAAGAGCUCAUUGAACAAGCCCGGGACGCAGCUAACAGGAUUGUGAUCCCGAUGAAGUUCACAGGUAAUGGCCAUGUGGCGCUGCGUCCACCAAAGAAUCUGGAGGAUCUGAAGGCCUACACAUCCCUGUCUCUUUCGCUGCAGAGACCUGCAGGUAGGGGAGAUGGAAGACGCAGACGCAGACAGACCAUAGAUGAUGGAGACAUGUUUGUGUUGUACCUUGGCAGCAGAGAUUCUUCUAAGAACUACAUAGGUAUGUUUCUGAGGGAGAAUGUGCUGUACGGCGUGUACAAGCUCAAUGGAGUCGAAUACCAGAUGAAAACGGGUUACAUCACCACGUCUGCGUCUGAGCCGGCCAAGUUCGAUAGAGUGGACCUGCGCAGAAUUUACCAAGAUGCAACGAUGAUUCUCACCAAAGAUAUCACCUCAACCACACCCGAGGACCCAAUUGAGAGCAGCAAGCAAGGAGAGGAGAGCAAGAACCUAUUGGAACUCAAUCCCAGUGAUGUAGUCUUCUAUGUUGGAGGUUACCCUGCCAACUUCACUCCACCAGCUUCUCUCAAAUACCCCAUGUACAAGGGCUGCAUUGAGUUCUCCUCUUUUAACGACAAAGUCGUCAGUCUAUAUAAUUUCCAAAAGGCAGAGAAGAUCAAUUUGGAGACACCAUGCAAGAGAUAUGUACCUCCAAUGGAUUCUGACUACUAUGAAGGCACUGGAUAUGGCAAAGUGGUUAUAGAUAAACCAUCUUCAAACCUCAUCGUCACUAUUACCGUCUUUACUCGUUCAGAAAACGGUUUGCUCUUUUACAUCGGAAGCGAGAACGAUUACUUUACUGUGACGAUGGAGAAGGGUGUAAUUUUUCUACGUAGUAAUUUGCUCGAAGCACCAGCUACAAAUAACGGCAAAAUAUUCCCGAAGGACGACUGGGCGGAAAUCCUUAUCAUUAGUACGAGCAAGGGAGAUAUAAAAGUCCGGAUGUCCCAAGUAGACGUGGCCUCAGCAAAAGCUACAUACAGCAACAGUGACUUUAAAGAAUUCUAUAUUGGUGGUGCCCCACAAGACUUGAGGGAAAGAGAUAACAUCACUAUACAACCAUUCAAAGGAUGUUUGAAGAAUGUGAAGCUGAAUCAAGCCUUUAAACCUGUUACUGAGCAAGUGGGCAUCAGCAAAGGUUGUCCAAAGGAAUCCUUGGUUACUCGUAAAGCAGAGUUCAGCUUGGGGAGCUCCCUGUCCGCUGACCUCAAAGGCUUUAGUCUGGCUGCUGACGUUACUGUCUCCGUCGGAUUCAAGAGCACAGAGAAUGAGGGUCUCAUUCUGCAGGACAAACAGCUGGCUAAUGGGAUUGAUGUUCAAUUAGAAAAUGGCUAUGUGAUUCUCAAUUUCAACAACAAGAUCUGGAAAUCAAACAAACAAUAUCAUGAUGGCCAGUGGCAUUAUUUGACUGUAACCAAAAGAGCUGGAAGUGUUAAGCUGCUUAUUGAUGACGAAGACGUGGGUCAGGAGCAGAGUGGCAGCUCUUCCACACCUGACACGGGUGGCUCCCUUUACCUGGGAAGAGAGAAGUUCAAAGGCUGUGUUUCCAACCUCUACACAAGACGGCCAGACAAUCUGUAUAAAGCUGAGGACUUCAGCAACUUCCAGGCUUCUGGAGAUGUCUUGCUGGAUAUGUGUACUGCUAACAGUCCUCCUGAACUGAUGUUGGACCGCUUCUCUAGGAAGAAUGGUGUGAUGCAGGCUAUAAAUGAGAGUCUAUCAGCAUGUACAUUACCAGCCCUGGUUCAACAUGCUUAUCGCGUGGGCAGCCCUACUAGCAGUCUGAGCUACAGCCUUCCACUACAGGUCUUACAGCCCAGGCCCCACUUUUCUCUAGAUGUCAGGACUCGAGCUCCUGAGGGCCUGUUGUUCUUUGCUGCUACAAGAGGAGGGCGCUCUCAUCUAGCUUUAUACAUAUCCAAAGGCAGGAUCAGACUGUCUGUAGGCAAACAGAAGGAGAUCUUCAACAGGGAAAAGUACAAUGAUGGAAAAUGGCACUCGGUCAUAUUCAGUUUGGAGAAGAAGAAAUUUCGACUGGUCGUUGAUGGUAUCAGAGCCCAGGAUGGUCAGCUGACAAAUGCUGAGUUGACAUCUAUGCAGCAGUUUGUGUCACCUGUGUACCUGGGCAGUGCCCCAGAGUCACUCCACAAAGAGCUGAAGACAAAGGCCCUUCCAAAACAAAGUGUGUCUGGGUGUAUCCGCAAUUUUAAAAUGAACGGAGCGUCAAUGUCAAAUCCAACAAUGAACCAUGGCGCUGGCCCCUGCUUCGAGGGACAGACACAAAGAGGGGCUUAUUUCUCAGGGAAUGGAGCACAUGUCCUUAUCAACAACUCCUUUGUUGUGGGCUCCAGCUUUGAGCUGCUGUUUAAUAUUCGUCCACGGAGUCUGACCGGACUCCUGCUACAUGUCAGUGAUUCCAGUAGGAGCCAAUAUAGGCCUGCGACCGGCCACCAUCUCAGUGUCUACUUGCUCAGAGGAGAGGUAGUGGCGCACGUGAAAAAUGGAAAAGGGGAAUUCAUGGUGUCGGUGAAGCCAAAAGCUUCUUUAUGUGAUGGAAUGUUUCAUAAAAUUUCAGUAAUCAAGAGGAAAAAUGUUGUGCAACUGCACGUGGACACAAUACAUUACAAGAUUGGACCAUCGUCUGCCACUACAACUUUGACCAAAGACUCCUUGUACGUGGGUGGCAUUCCUGUGA
Molecule: messenger RNA, 5717 nt
Organism: Micropterus salmoides (largemouth bass)
Lineage: Eukaryota; Metazoa; Chordata; Actinopteri; Centrarchiformes; Centrarchidae
Product: laminin subunit alpha-3-like
Biological process (GO): regulation of embryonic development; regulation of cell migration; cell adhesion
Cellular component (GO): basement membrane
Molecular function (GO): signaling receptor binding
Source: RefSeq, a predicted model, not a curated record